This is a messenger RNA of Chlamydomonas reinhardtii, 1460 nucleotides long. RefSeq lists its product as uncharacterized. The record is from RefSeq and is a predicted model, not a curated record. The transcript has 6 exons. Gene Ontology annotation, molecular function: Hsp90 protein binding. Bases 102 to 1184 code for a protein of 360 amino acids. NCBI's taxonomy places the organism in Eukaryota, Viridiplantae, Chlorophyta, Chlorophyceae, Chlamydomonadales, Chlamydomonadaceae.
CCCGUAUUACACUUGUGAACGCGCUGAAGGCCCAAUCCAAUAGACACUUGCAAGUUGACUCGCCACCAGCCCCUUUCUGUGCAUUGUAGCAGCCAGCCAUAAUGGGAAAGCGACGAGGAGGAGGCGGAGAACGAGAGGACCAGUUCGGCGAAGUCGGGGGUUCGCAGGACAAGCAGCAGUUUAGCGGCUUCAGCGGGCGGGGCAUGACCGGUGGCGGCAGCGCGGGCGGCUCCAAAAAGGGCGGCGACGUGUCCUACACACGCCAGGUGCCCAAGUUCCUCCAGAAGUACACCCACCUGCUAGGCAAGCCGGCGGUGGAUGAGGACGCGCCGGUCGUGGAGGGCGGGCCGGGGGGGCGCGGCGGCGAGGAGGAUGAAGAGGAGGAGGAUGAUCGGGAGGACAACAUAGAGGCGGACGCGCUGAAACGCGCCAUGGCUGACAACCCCGAGCUGGCGGCGGAGUUUGGGUCCACACUGGCGGGCAGGCUGCGUGCGGCGGAGGCGGCGGAGGAGAAGGAGCGCGGCAACACCUUGUUUGGCCGCAAGAGGUAUGCCGAGGCGGCGGCGGCGUUCAGCAAGUGCAUAGAGCUGGACCCCAGCAACGAGAUCUACUUCUCCAACCGCUCCGCCGCCCACGCCGCCCUGGAGCACUGGGAGGAGGCGGCGGCGGACGGCCGCCGCUGCGUUGCGCUCAAGCCCAACUGGGCCAAGGGGUGGGCGCGGCUGGGCGCGGCAUGCAUGGGGCUGAAGCUGUACGGCGACGCGCGCGAGGCCUACGAGCGAGCGAUGGGGCUGGAGCCGGACGACGCCAGUUUGAGGAAGGCGGCGGAGCGGGCAGAGUUUAUGGAGUUUCAACAGAUCCGGGAGGGCAAGCACACAUUCAAGAAGAUGAAGGCCGGAGGCGGCGGGGGAGGAGGCGGGGGCGCGAGUGGGUCAGGGCCGGCGGCAGCGGCGGCGCCGGCAGGGGCAGCGGCGGCGGGGAGAGAGGAGCGGGGGGAGGCAGCAGCGCCUGCAGGGGCGGCGGCGGUGGCGGGUGGCAAGGGUGCUAAAGGCUCGGAGGCGGCGGGGAGAGGCGGCGGCGCCGGCGGCGGGGGCGUUGCUCCCAAGGGCAUCGCUGCUCCCAAGAACAACACAAACAAGCGGAUACUGUCGUUUGGGGCGGACGAGGAGGAGGAGGAGCAGUGAGCGGCAGCAGCAGUAGGAGGAGGAGGAGGAGGAGGCGCACAGCAGCAGCAGCAGCAGCAGGAGGAGGAGGAGCAGCAGGAGAGGAGGAGGAAGCACAGGUGCUGAGGGGGGUUGCUGAGGGUUGCUGAGGGGGGAGGGGGCGUGCUGAGGACGCGUAAGUGCGUGUGUGCGGUGGUGCAGGUUGAGUGGGGGUGCAGGCGUGGCGCCACGCAUGCAUCAUUGCACAUGCACAAACUUGGGAGAUUAUGAUCCUGUCGCAUGUAACGCUACUUGGGC